AUGUCCAAGUCCAUCGUCAACAGCACCCCCUACCCCUUCCAGUUCAAUGCACCAACCCUGCAAAAGCCUGGCAAGGCUGGACAGAUCGUGGAUGUAACGGGCACUCUGAAAAACGUCCGCGGCAAGAUCCCAUCCGUCCAGGCGUCAGCUCUCCGCACCAUGAUGCUCGAAGCCCAUAAUGACCCUACAAAGAUCCUUGCCCACUGCUGCAGCUAUGACGGUCUUUCAUCACGGCUCUGCGAGGAAGCUGGUUUUCCAAUGAUCUUCCUCGCUGGAUAUGCUGUAUCUAGUGCCUACGGUCUGCCUGACACUGGUUAUAUCGCAAUGGCUGAGGUGUGCGAUAAGAUUCAGGAAACCGUGCGGCAGGUCUCUGUCCCUGUCAUGGCAGAUGGAGAUACAGGCUACGGUAGCCCGCUCAACGUUAAAAGAACCGUGGAGAGUUAUGCCCAUGCCGGCGCCGCUGGAAUCAUGAUUGAGGAUCAAACCUGGCCAAAGCGCUGUGGUCAUACCAAGGGAAAGUCUGUUGUCUCUCGUGGUGAGGCAUAUGCCCGUAUUCAGGCGGCUUGCGACGCUCGAGAUCAAGGCAAGGAUAUUUUCGUCCUUGCGAGAACCGACGCUCUGAUCCACGGCUGGGAAGAGGCCUUGAGUCGUGCCAAAGAGUUCAAGAGAAUCGGCGUCGAUGCCGUUUUUGUUGAGGCCCUUCCCGAUCGCGAGGCUAUGCGGCGAUGUGUAGAAGAGAUUGGCAUCCCCACAUUUGCAAACAUCAUUGAAGGAGGAAAGACCGAGAAUCUGUCAGCGAAGGACCUCGCAGAACUAGGAUUCUGUGCUGUGGCAUACCCCUGGACUCUUGUUGCUGCUAAGCUCAAGAGUAUUCGCGAGACCUUGGAAGAACUCAAGAAGAGUAUGACCGUGGGAAAGCCGCCUAUGAUUCUUUCAUACAGUGAAGUUUGCGAAGGUGUUGGAUUCAAUAAGUACUGGGAUCUGGAGGAGAGGUAUAAGUUCAAGGACGACGGUCUCGUUACUGACCCUACAAACGGCCAUGUUUAG
Fusarium oxysporum Fo47 is the source of this 1047-nucleotide messenger RNA. RefSeq names its product Pyruvate/Phosphoenolpyruvate kinase-like domain-containing protein. The transcript is spliced from 3 exons. Bases 1 to 1047 code for a protein of 348 amino acids. Lineage: Eukaryota; Fungi; Ascomycota; Sordariomycetes; Hypocreales; Nectriaceae. Gene Ontology annotation, molecular function: catalytic activity. The record is from RefSeq and is a predicted model, not a curated record.